UUAAAACCAAACGUUUCAGAUCCCUUUAAUCAAUGCUCCACCCAAUCUUUUUCUUUCACCAACAGCAGAGCAGAGCAAGAGAGACUUUCAAGAUUAUCCUCGAAGCUCUACAAUCCUCCAAGAUGGCCAAUUACUAUGAGCAUUACCAGAUCCCAUACGAUUCCAAUCAGGUUAACAAUCUCUAUGAUCAUAACUAUUAUGAUAGCAAUCAACAUCAGCAGUUUGGUUCCUAUCCCAUGAGUUAUAAUAGUGGUUAUGAUCCAAUGAGUUAUAAUAGUUAUGAUCCAAUGAGUUACAAUAGUGGUUAUGAUAACUGGAAUGGAUCAUCUGAGUAUGAGACAGCCUCUGCUGCAUCUGUUGCUUACUCUGUUUCCACCAUGUCUGAGCCAAAACAUUUGUUCUAUGAUCCGAAUGUCUACACGACCUACGAGUCUCCUCCUCAGUUUAAUAUCCAUCGCAAUGUUCAAGGCGGCUUCAACGAGCCGGAAUUCGAGGAGUACGAUCCGACGCCGUACGGUGGUGGCUACGAUAUCGUUGCAACUUACGGGAAACCUCUUCCUCCGUCGGUGAAAAUAUGUUACCCUUCUUCUUCUUCAACAGUUGCUCAGGGAAACCCUCCUUCUCCUCCAGAGGUUAUAGCUCCAGUACCUUUAGGAGUUUAUGAUGGUGGUGAAAAGAAAGUUGUUAAGAAACGUGUAACCUUUUCUGAACCGUUAGAGGAAGCUAGGUCACUGGAAGCCACUAAAGAAGAUGAUCAUCAAGAAGAAAAAGAAGAUGAUGAAGAAUGGGAAGAAGAAGAAGAUGAGGAUGAAGAGGAAGAAAAUGAGAGUUCAAGCUAUGGAACUUCUUCUACUACUAAACCUGAAUGUGUGGAAACAGGAGAAGUGAAAGCUGUGUAUGUUCCGUCUGGUUACGGGUUAGAAGCCACGGAUAUGUGCGAGGUGAUAUUCGGAGGCUACUUUCCUUGCGUCUUGCGUAACAAAAGACGCCAGGAGGAGGAUCAAAACCGUGCGGCUGAAGUUUCAUGCUGGGAUAGCAACGAUUCUGAUCCGUGGAAGACGACUUCUGACUACCUUUUCGGGGAUUUGUAUCCGUAUGGUUAUGAGAAUAGGCUCGAAAGAAGUCAGUUCGAGAUAUCUUCUUAUGGUUACCAGAGGUAUUAUUAACCGGGUGCUAUAGCUUCAGAAGAAGAGCACCAUUUUUUUAAUAUUAAUAAUCAAAUAAUGAAGCUGAUGUGUUUAGCAUGUAAGUAUGUAACGUAUAUGCUUACAUGCUCUUUCUUUUCAUGGUUGGUUGGUCCAACGUUCUUAUAAUGAUAAUUAAUAAAAUGUUAUAACAAA
Messenger RNA from Raphanus sativus (radish), 1340 nucleotides. RefSeq lists its product as uncharacterized. The record is from RefSeq and is a predicted model, not a curated record. The transcript has a single exon. Gene Ontology annotation, molecular function: phosphatidic acid binding; protein serine/threonine kinase activity. Gene Ontology annotation, biological process: protein phosphorylation. The coding region runs from base 33 to 1166 and encodes 377 amino acids. NCBI's taxonomy places the organism in Eukaryota, Viridiplantae, Streptophyta, Magnoliopsida, Brassicales, Brassicaceae.